This is a messenger RNA of Papilio polytes (common Mormon), 1391 nucleotides long. RefSeq lists its product as uncharacterized. The coding region runs from base 189 to 1391 and encodes 400 amino acids. Lineage: Eukaryota; Metazoa; Arthropoda; Insecta; Lepidoptera; Papilionidae. The transcript is spliced from 10 exons. The record is from RefSeq and is a predicted model, not a curated record.
AAAAUUCCUUGUUCUGUUUUAAGAUUCAUUGAAAAUUGGCGUUUCGGUGUACACCGCAGCGCAUGCCGAAUGAAUUCUUUUUUUAAAUAAACAGAAUUUGGCAGCAUUAUAAAAACGUAUCAAGAAGACUGAUUUUUAAAGACAUUUCGAAGCAGUGUUAAAUCCCUUUUUUGAUAACUACAUCAAGGAUGCCUGAUUUUAACACAGUGAAGACGAAAGUCAAAGGAUGUCUUUUCAGCAGCACUUUUGUGGCGGAAGGCUUUCGCGGAAUAUUACUAGGUAUCACGAUAACUGUGACGCUGGGUGAAGUAGUCGCCUACAGAUUACUCAAACAGAAUAUAAAAGCUGGAGACCUGCCUCAUUAUAUAACAGAUUUAUUGAUACUUCUACUGGCGCUACUGGAGGUGUUCCUGUCGCCGGUUAUAAGCUGGUUGGGCAGCAAUCAGCGGCGUGAGAUGCUAAUGAUAGCUUGCCUCGUGUCCGGCGCUAGCUCUCUUCUCUGGUUCUCAUUACCCACCGUAACUGUACCUGAAAGUAUUGGAUUUUGUAACGGCAAUAACACGAUCCCAGAAUUCAAUCCAACUUUCAAUACACCGAUCAGAUUGUCCAUCAUCCUCUUCACUUUCCUUGUCUUCGGAGUGACAAGGAUUAUAGCUUUUUGUCACGGUUUUGUUUAUAUGGACAAUCGAGCACCUGACAGAAUGAGCAUGCAUUACGGUGUCCUCACAGCUAUUCGUCUUCUGGGUCUAGCUGUGGGUUACAACAUUAUGACAACUAUCGUGGAAACGAAUCUAACAAUUCAGAUUCUGAUGCUUGCCAUCGGUAUUCUGAUCAACGCUCUUCAAAUAUAUUUAUCUACUGCGAAAGCAACUGACGAUGACUUGGAACCGAAGACAAUCGAAGACGAUUUAAGUGAGACUUCGCCUUUCGUUCCUAAGAUCACCACUACAUCAAGCGCAGGUUUUGGUUCGAGCGUGUAUCGUGUGUUCUCCAACACGUUGGUAACAACGCAGAUGGUCUCCAUGGGGCUGAUAGCUGCUGCUAUUUGGGGCUUCGCUUACCAUCAGACAGACUACCUAAAGGCCAAGUUCUACAUACAUUUGGAAAGGAGUAAUUUAUUUAACAACGCCGAGUUGUUACGAAACAGUAUUGUCAUACUGGCUGUUGCGUACAAAGGUUUGACGUUCACGCCGCCGAUAAUGCCGAGUAUUGUGAGAAUGGAUCUACUGACCCAUAUUGCCAAGAUGUGUUUCUUCUCCGCGGUGAUGUACCUUCUGAUGGUUCUCAUCACGAACUGCGACACGGGCAGCGUGGCCGGCCUGCAAGGCAAGCACUACACACAGCCACAAUGCAGCCAAGUCUGCGGGUAUAUGGUCAUCUUCAAGAUGUAG